AUGACGGGGAGCCUGACCUGCUGGGACUGGGACAACAACGGAGACACAGUGUCCUGGGACCAAGUGAAGAUGCUGCCUUGGCUUCUUGUCAUCUCCAUGCUGGGCCUCAGGAUCUGGGGUGUCACUGCCAUGGUCUCUCGUCAGGAGUGGGGGACAGGAGCUGGUGGCUGCAGAGCCCAGCUGACCAUACCAGUGGACUUCCUGGUCAUACAUCACAUCCCUGGGCUGGACUGUCACAACCAGACCACCUGUAGUCAGAGACUACAGGAGCUGCGGUCCCAUCACAUGGGCAACGGCUGGUGUGAUGUGGCCUACAACUUUCUGGUUGGAGACGAUGGCAGAUUGUAUGAAGGUGUCGGCUGGAAUGUCCCAGGCUGGCACACACAAGGCUACAGCAACAUCUCCCUGGGUUUUGCCUUCUUCGGCUCCAAGAUAGGAUAUAGUCCUAGCCCUGCUGCCCUGUCAGCCAUGGAGGGUUUAAUCUCUUAUGCUGUCCAAAAUGGCCACUUAUCAUCCAGGUAUUCUCAGCCACUUCUUGUGAAAGGAGAGGACUGCCUCCUGUCUCCACAGGAGUCAGGACCAAAGAAAGCUUGCCCCAACAUUGUUACACGGUCUACUUGGGAAGCCAGGUCAUCCUACUGCCCCAAGAUGAACCUUCCAGCUAAAUACGUUAUCAUCAUCCACACCUCUGGGAGAACCUGCAGUGAAUCUGCUGAGUGCUGCUCACUUGUACGAGACAUCCAGUCCUUGUUCAUGGACAGAUUUGACUCAUGUGACAUUGGGCAUAACUUCUUGGUGGGCCAGGAUGGUUCCAUCUAUGAAGGGACAGGUUGGAAUGUUCAAGGUUCCCAUACCGACGGCUACAAUGACAUUGCCCUGGGCAUUGCCUUCAUGGGCACCUUCACAGAUAUCCCACCCAAUGUCGCGGCGCUGGAGGCUGCCCAAAGUCUGAUCCGGUGUGCCACAGACAAGGGGUAUUUGACUCCCAACUACCUGCUGGUGGGACACAGUGAUGUGAAGAACACCCCGUCUCCUGGGAAGGCUUUGUACAACAUCAUCAGCUCCUGGCCUCACUUCAAGUACUGA
Molecule: messenger RNA, 1086 nt
Organism: Elephantulus edwardii (Cape elephant shrew)
Lineage: Eukaryota; Metazoa; Chordata; Mammalia; Macroscelidea; Macroscelididae
Gene: PGLYRP4
Product: peptidoglycan recognition protein 4
Exons: 8
Coding region: 1-1086 (361 amino acids)
Biological process (GO): peptidoglycan catabolic process
Molecular function (GO): N-acetylmuramoyl-L-alanine amidase activity; zinc ion binding
Source: RefSeq, a predicted model, not a curated record